UGCUCUGCUCACUUUGUACCGAGGGGGAGGAACUUUGACCAGUGCUAGUUAGCAGCCAGCUAGCGGUUUUCUGCAUUAUUUUCUUGUUUUUUUUGUGUGUUUUUGCAUAUGCAGAGAGAUGUGGUUUAUUUAUUUACUGAGCUGGCUGUCGUUGGUGAUUCAAAUAUCCUUCGUCACUCUGGCAAUAGCUGCUGGCCUCUACUACUUGGCCGAACUAAUAGAAGAAUACACAGUAGCCACCAGUCGAAUUAUAAAGUACAUGAUACUGUUCUCGACAGGUGUGCUGGCAGGUCUCUAUGUUUUUGAGGGUUUCCCAGUGUUGAUGGUGGGAGUUGGUCUCUUCACGAACCUGGUAUAUUUUGGCCUCCUGCAGACCUUCCCCUACAUACUGCUAAGCUCCCCAAACUUCAUCCUCUCCUGUGUGUUGGUGGUUGUGAACCACUACAUGGCCUUUCAGUACUUUGCACAAGAGUAUUAUCCAUUCUCAGAGGUGCUGGCGUACUUCACCAUCUGCCUAUGGGUGAUUCCCUUCGCCUUCUUUGUGUCACUGUCAGCGGGAGAAAAUGUGCUUCCAUCCACCAUGCAGCAAGGGGAUGAUGUCGUGUCUAAUUACUUCACCAAGGGCAAAAGGGGAAAGAGGUCUGGGAUCCUCCUUGUGUUCUCUUUCCUCAAGGAGGCAGUGCUGCCCAGCCGACAGAAAAUGUACUGAGGAGCUCGGACUCGGGGUGCAGCCUCAAGGGUUCAGGGGUUGAUGAGUAUGUAUGUGUUGGAGAUCAAGGGGAAGCAGGAAGGACAGUGGAAAUUGUUUCUGGAUGGGACUAAAACGAAGCAGUGGUCGACACGGGGAGGAAAAGCACACGAAAAUGGAUGGACCAAUAAACAGAUCAGAGCUUCCUGCUGGACGAGCCAACAAGUUUACAUAGGACAUGUUCGUCUGUCUUUGUCUUUCUGUCUGUCUGUCUGUACUGACUGCCAACAACACCUACUGGAGACCUCGUUUUUGGGAUCUUGUCUGUAGCGCAAUGCUUUCUUAUCGUCAUGUUAGACUUCAUUUUUUAAGCUUUAGUAUUAAAAUAUGUAUGUGCAGGGUUUGAAAUUAACAACCACCAAAUACCUGUAAGUUUCGACUUGGGCAGAUAAAUCACUAUCCGUUAACAUCUAUGUCAUUUGUGUGUUGUAGGUCUCACUUGUCAUCUGAUUCAGUACACAACGUAGCACUAAAGACAAAAUACAACCAGACAAAACUUUUUCUCCUCUGAUGAGAAGGAUGGGUUAGAGGUGACUGAGACAUCUUAAAGGUACUUUAUGGCGAACUCCUGCUGUCCACGCUUGGGCUGUGAUGUGAAGUGAUCCUGGACACAAUAGUGGAUAAGAUAGAAAGUGCUUCAGUGGGAAAAAUGCCACAGGUCACUACAAAAGCACCUAAUAGGAUAACUUCAAUUGAGAAAGGGUAAUCUGAAAAGGUGUAACCAAUCUGGAAAGAUGUCCUAUUCUCUACAAUGCGUGACAUGGUUCUAAUGCUGUGUGGCCUCCUGCAUCACAUCACUGAAAAAGUGGUAAAUAAAGACACUUAUGAAGGCUUA
This is a messenger RNA of Amphiprion ocellaris (clown anemonefish), 1583 nucleotides long. RefSeq names its product testis expressed 261 (gene tex261). The coding region runs from base 119 to 709 and encodes 196 amino acids. Gene Ontology annotation, biological process: endoplasmic reticulum to Golgi vesicle-mediated transport. Gene Ontology annotation, cellular component: endoplasmic reticulum membrane; COPII-coated ER to Golgi transport vesicle; Golgi membrane. Gene Ontology annotation, molecular function: COPII receptor activity. The record is from RefSeq and is a predicted model, not a curated record. The transcript has 6 exons. NCBI's taxonomy places the organism in Eukaryota, Metazoa, Chordata, Actinopteri, Pomacentridae.